AUGGCUGCAGCUUGCCAGGCAUGGUGUACAUAUCGCACAGUCACCGGGAGUGCUGAUUCUAAAGAACAAGACUUCGGGGAUGAUGCGAGCAUUUUAAGCACGGAGUUGUUCCGGAGUCCGUCCAGCGAGGUACCGGCUCAUCUUAUGUAUUACGAGUCGGGGAGAACUCCCCCAGCGGUGUCGAUAUUGCCGACUGGAAUUGUCGAGGCUGGAAUUCUGGAAAUCCAUCUCCGAGAACCCCAGGUCUGUCUCUCUGGACAGUGGAGGAGCGAUAUCAACUCACAAUUAAUAGCGCGGCCGAACAUCGGCGCAAAGGAAGACCUCGGUUCAGGAUUUCUUGAUGCGAAUGCCCGAAAUUUCCCGCAGGAAAAGAUGGACAGUGCUGUGCAGCGAAACAGAAUAAUGACGCCCCAGUCUCCGCGCCGCGUUCCCUAUGACGAUGACGGCGAGGAACCAUGCCUGAAGGUACAGGCGGAGCAUGUGAAUACCGUCUGCAGUGGCGGCUCGCCUUAUCCCAUUCGACGGCUCUCCGCGAGGGCGACAGUCUGGGGAACCACAUCCUUUAAGGGAGCCAUGGUUGCAGGAGGAGCGCUGCCCGGUUGA
Molecule: messenger RNA, 603 nt
Organism: Monascus purpureus
Lineage: Eukaryota; Fungi; Ascomycota; Eurotiomycetes; Eurotiales; Aspergillaceae
Source: the annotation of a GenBank genome assembly